ACGAGACCAAGCUCUCAGGGGACGUGAAUGAUUGUUAUUAUUGACUUUUUUGUUCUGUUGAUCAUUGUUGGGUGUGCCGAAGUCUUUGUCGGUGUGUUGUAGAUCUAAAGAAGAGCUUCAAACCAAAUGAAGCACAAAAUAAUCUAAAAAUAUAAGUGCAAUGGGAAAAAGUAAAACGCGGGCUGUUUGAAUAAUGGCACCUUUCCAAAGACAGGUACAAGGAGUGGUACUCCUUAUAUUUCUCUUCUCGAGGCCUUAUUUAAUAGAAUCACAGACCUACAGGGAUUUCCCAAAGCUUUUUAAUGCUGCACAGUUUAAGCCAAUCUCAACCACACCAUCUGGUUCAACAUGUGGAAUACCUACCCGCAGUGCCUAUUGUAAAAGUUCUGUAUAUGAGAGCUCAUUGAGCCGUUGUUUUCAAGACUUAUGUGAACAGGAUUGUCCUCGGAGAACUUCUCUGCCUUCUUAUAGUAACCUUCUUCUGGCUUCCAAUUUUGGAGAUUGUGUUCAUCGGGACACUGUGAAUGUGCGGCCAGGGAACUCCAGCGAGGAUUUUUCUUCUGUAUUCAACAAUGGGCCCCGCUGUUACCUGACACCUCUGCAGACUUCGGAGCUGGGUACUGAGGAUGGAGUUCGUAUGUUCACGUUAGCCGUGUGGAUAUGGCAGGAGACAGGGAAUGAAGGGACAAUUUAUCAGAAAGUGGGUGACAAUUCAAAAACAAUUCUUCAAGUGCGUGUUAGCAGCUCCAACAUCCACAUCUAUUACAGUACCAGCAGUGGAUUUUACCAUCUCAAGUCCCUGGAUUCUAUACCAGCAGAGACCUGGACUCACCUGGGAAUACAGGUCUAUGGUACUGCUCUUAGCGUCUUCCUGAAUGGUCUGGGUGUGGGUUUUGCUGCUAGUGAUACGUACACGUUAGCGGGACAGAUCCAUAAUGGGACAGCCACAGAAGUCAGAGUGGGACAAGCUGUGAAUGGUUCGGACCAAUUUCUAGGCCGUCUCCAAGACUUCAGGUUUUACCCCGUCACUCUCACCAACAGGGAAAUAGAGGAGGUUACCAGUGGUGUGUUACCUUCUGUUCAUCUCCAGACUGCCUGUCGGUGCCCUCCCUCACACCCUCGGGUCAAGCCUUUCAGGAGCAGGUUCUGCAUAAAGAAUGGGGUUCCAGACAACACAAUAAACCAAGUGCUCAGGUUGAACAAUUAUUCACACCCCUUGGAGUUUCUCAAUGAUGGUGACGGUAACAGCAUCUGGGUGUCAUCUUUCUUAGAUGAUGUGACCAUCACAAUAAACCUUCAAGAUGAGUUUCAGGUUUUCUAUGUAGUUCUCCAGUUCUACAGUCCCCUGCCCACCACUGUCACCAUAGAGCGUAAGAGAGCAGGGAGCCCUGUGUGGGAGAGAUGGCAGCUGUAUGCCAGUGACUGUAAUGCAGUGUUUGGUCUGGACAAUAAUGGCCCUCUGCCCAGUCCUACCUCUGUCAACUGUCUGCAGUUUGGCUCGAGCAGCCUCCCAUUGCCUUUAUCCAAGGGGAAUGUCACAUUCAAUCUGCUGGCCCCAGAGCCUGUCCCCAGACCAGGGCAUAAUGACUUCUACAAUACACCAGACCUGUACCAGUUUGUCAAGGCAUCACAAGUGAGAGUCAGACUCCAGGGCCACUUUAAUGUGACACAGAGCAGGCACCGCUACUAUGGACUGCAGGAGUAUAUAGUCACUGCCAGGUAA
This is a messenger RNA of Lingula anatina, 1723 nucleotides long. RefSeq names its product usherin-like. Gene Ontology annotation, molecular function: protein binding. Lineage: Eukaryota; Metazoa; Brachiopoda; Lingulata; Lingulida; Lingulidae. The record is from RefSeq and is a predicted model, not a curated record.